AGCAGAGCUGUUACCUGAUUGGCGCACACAGCCAUCGUCUUUGUGAGCAUCAGUGAUGAUUAUAGAUUAGACACCGUCAAAACGAUAGUACGAUUAGCUACCGAGUAUUCCCUUUCCAUUUUCUCGUCUUCGACCGUCGACAGACUGUGUCGUGAAGAAGCGAACAUGACCAUAAGGAAUGUCCGGGACCAUGGGCAGCGAUUCAGACCGCGUAUGGCAUGCCUGAAGAAGGUGGAGAGCGUGGUGUUGGAGAUGCAGGACCCCAAAACUGGAGUGAAGUCUCAGACCCAGAGGCUUGUAAUCACCACCAUCCCACAUGCUUUAACAGGGGAAGAUAUUGUUGCAUGGAUCGCUAAUCGAUUCAAAAUAGAUGCUGCGGAGGCCCGAGCUAUGGGGACUAUGAUGGUGGCGUUUGGGUACAUCUAUCCACUACAAGAUCAUAAGAGACUCAUGCUUAAACCAGACACAUCCCUGUACCGCUUUCAGACUCCAUAUUUUUGGCCUGCGCAGCAGUGGCCGGUGGAAGACACAGACUAUGCAAUUUAUUUGGCAAAGAGAAAUAUACGGAAGAAAGGGAUGUUGGAGCUGUAUGAACAGGAACAGUACAACAAUCUUUACAAAUGGAUGAAUCACAAGUGGGAUUUUAUUGUAAUGCAAGCCAAAGAGCAGUACAGAGCGGGUAAAGAGAGGAAGAAGCCAGACCGGGUGGUUUUUGACUGUCAGGAACGGGCCUACUGGGUUGUACAUCGGCCACCGCCAGGAACAGUUAGUGCCAUGGACUAUGGACACGACAGGAUGGUUGACCCUAACAUAGAGGAGAAAAAAACACCUGACUACUACAGAAGAAUUAUUAUGUUCACUCAGCAGUGUAUCAUGAGACCAAGGGUGAAGUCAUCUGUCUCAAUUGGAGCACUUGUUAAAUACACAACAACAUACAAAGAGCACGACCCAUUUCUCCACGCCUGCCUCCCAAGCAACCCCUGGUUAACAGAUGAUGUUACCUAUUGGACCCUCAACAUGCCAAAUGUUGAGACGCCUACUAAAAUGAGGGUGGAGCGCUGGACGUUUAGCUUUGGAGAACUGCUUAUGGACCCGCGGGGAAGGGACGAUUUCCGGCUUUUCCUUAAAAAAGAGUUCAGUGGUGAGAAUCUUGCCUUCUGGGAGGCGUGUGAGGAUCUGAAAUGGGGCGCUGCUGAGACAAUGAAAGAAAAAGCACAGCAGAUAUAUAAGACCUUUCUGGCUCGUGGAGCUCCACGUUGGAUCAACAUUGAUGGCAAAACAAUGGACAUAACAGUGAAGGGUUUGGCACAUCCUCACCGUUAUGUGCUGGAUGCUGCCCAGACCCACAUUUACAUGCUCAUGAAAAAGGACUCAUACGGGCGAUAUCUCAAGUCCCCAGUCUUCAAGGAAACUCAGAAGAAGGCCAUUGCUCCUGAACAACACAGAUUUACUGAGACGCAGUUGGAGCAGAAUGCCAAAAGAAGGCGGCCCAGCCUGAGUCCCAUCAUCCUCAGACAGCAGGAGGAAGAACAGAAGGCCAAACUUGCAGCAAGUGGCCCGGUGGACAUCACACAGCUCUGCCGGUUCACAGCACCUGUGCCUCAUCUGGCAGUGUAUACAGGCAUUUGUGAAGCACAAUCCACUGCCUCCCCUGGGUUCAUGACUUUGCCCAACAGUGCUGCCUGUCCCUCUCCCAUCAGCGUCGCCAUCGACAGCACUCCAGCCUCAGAGAGGAGGUUUGAUGGCAACGGAGGGCCUUCCUCCUCCCAUUUCCCAUCAAUUGCAGAGGCAUCAGUAUCAGAGGAAGAGAACCAGCCACCUGCCCCAAAGUCUCGUAUGGCUCUGUCACUGAGCAGACUCCUCCGCAGAGGAUGCAAUGCCCCAUCUGUCUUUGCCAGCCUAUCCCCAAAAUGUGCUGUGGCUUCAGGAGGAGGCAAAGUACAGCCCCUGGGAGUAGAGCCAAUUGCACAACCUCAGCCCAGAAGAAUUGCAAACUUUUUUCAAAUCAAAGUUGACAUCCCACCUGAAUGCCGCAUCUACCCCAUUGAUUCAGAAGAUGAGGAGGAUGACACUCCUGAUACAGCAAGAGGAGGUGUGAAAGAAAUCAUUUGUCCGUGGGAAACUGUCACCAAACAAGAUGGAACUGGAUAGAAGAGUCAUAGACGAGUAAGAAGAGAGGAAGGAAAUACACUGAACCAAUAUUGUGUCAUAAAUAUUCUGUCUUACAACCCCGAGAAGGCUGUGGUAGUAAUGUAUGAAGUAACCUCAUCUCUAAUUGACCUGUAUGAUAGUUUUGAUAGCUAUUAGGUAAUGCCUACAUGUUAUUGUAGCCAAUGAUAUGGGUAUAAUAUGUUUAAAUGUUGGUUUUAUAUACAUAAAUUCGUAUUCUGAUGUCACUGUUCUUUUAUGACUGAAGGGGCCUUAUUUUAAGAGAUUUUUAUUUUUUUGUUUUGUUUAUCGUCAGUUUGUUUAGUGGUGCGGAAAAAAGAUUUUGUACUUAGCUUGUUCACUGUUUUAUAUAGCUGCAAAACAUGCAUAAAUGUGAAUUGCUUUAAGAAAUGUUAUUUUCAUAGAAGUAAAUCUAGUACGGCAGUAAAACGGAAUGUGGAUACACAUUUGCUGUCUUGAAUGUAUAACCUUUCAAAUGUUUACAGUUCACUUCAGAAUGUGAAUUUGUUCAUGACUCGUGUUUAAAUUGUGUAAGUGCCUCAAUAAAUCAUUCAAAGUUA
This is a messenger RNA of Carassius gibelio (silver crucian carp), 2729 nucleotides long. RefSeq names its product regulator of G protein signaling 9b (gene rgs9b). NCBI's taxonomy places the organism in Eukaryota, Metazoa, Chordata, Actinopteri, Cypriniformes, Cyprinidae. The coding region runs from base 166 to 2151 and encodes 661 amino acids. Gene Ontology annotation, biological process: regulation of G protein-coupled receptor signaling pathway; G protein-coupled receptor signaling pathway; intracellular signal transduction. The record is from RefSeq and is a predicted model, not a curated record. The transcript has 19 exons.